GUUUCUCUGGCUCCCGCCGCAGAGAGUCAGUCACGAGCAGCGAGAAGAACCGUACCCGGCCGCCGCUCCGAGAGCGAAAGCUAAGCCCAGGCGCAGAACCCGGAUGUUGUCGGCUCGCGGCGCCAGCGGCCCCGCCAGCUUCCAAGAGGGCGGCCCCGUGGUUCCAAUAGGAGGGAAGCCGCAAGGCGGCGCGCAGGAGGCACUUCCGCCCGUUCUCCUUCCCGCAGUCCGCGGCGGGGGAAGAUGGCGGCGCUGAGGGCUCUGCGCAGCCUCCGGGGCGUCGGGACCCAGGCGCUGCGGUUCGCGGCCGGGGGCCGGCUGCCGGUUCAGCCCAGCAGAGGUGCUCGGCAAUGGCAGCCAGAUGUGGAAUGGGCAGAACAGUUUGGGGGAGCUGUCAUGUACCCCACCAAAGAAACAGCCCACUGGAAGCCUCCACCUUGGAAUGAUGUGGACCCUCCAAAGGACACAAUGGUGACAAACCUGACCCUGAACUUUGGGCCCCAGCACCCAGCAGCCCAUGGAGUCCUGCGACUAGUGAUGGAGUUGAGUGGGGAGAUGGUGCGGAAGUGUGACCCCCACAUUGGCCUGCUGCACCGAGGCACUGAGAAGCUCAUUGAGUACAAGACCUAUCUGCAGGCCCUUCCAUACUUUGACCGGCUGGACUACGUGUCCAUGAUGUGCAACGAGCAGGCCUACUCCCUGGCUGUGGAGAAGUUGCUCAAUAUCCAGCCUCCGCCCCGGGCGCAGUGGAUCCGGGUGCUGUUUGGAGAAAUCACGCGGCUUUUGAACCACAUUAUGGCUGUGACUACACAUGCCCUGGACAUUGGGGCCAUGACUCCUUUCUUCUGGAUGUUUGAAGAGAGGGAGAAGAUGUUUGAAUUCUACGAGCGCGUGUCUGGGGCUCGGAUGCAUGCUGCCUACGUCCGGCCAGGAGGUGUGCACCAGGACCUACCCCUUGGGCUUCUGGAUGACAUAUACGAGUUUUCUAAGAACUUCUCUCUUCGAGUUGAUGAGUUGGAAGAGAUGCUCACCAACAAUAGGAUCUGGCGAAACCGAACAGUUGACAUUGGGGUUGUGACAGCCGAAGACGCGCUUAACUAUGGAUUUAGUGGCGUCAUGCUCCGGGGCUCAGGCAUCCAGUGGGACCUGCGGAAGACCCAGCCCUACGAUGUGUAUGACCAGGUGGAGUUCGAUGUUCCUGUUGGCUCUCGAGGGGACUGCUACGAUAGGUACCUGUGUCGGGUGGAGGAGAUGCGCCAGUCCCUUCGAAUCAUCGAGCAGUGUCUGAACAAGAUGCCUCCUGGGGAGAUCAAGGUUGAUGAUGCCAAAGUGUCUCCGCCUAAGCGAGCAGAGAUGAAGACUUCCAUGGAGUCAUUGAUUCAUCACUUCAAGUUGUACACGGAGGGCUACCAGGUCCCUCCAGGGGCCACAUACACUGCCAUCGAGGCUCCUAAGGGAGAGUUUGGGGUGUACCUCGUGUCCGAUGGCAGCAGCCGCCCUUACCGGUGCAAGAUCAAGGCUCCUGGUUUUGCCCACCUGGCUGGUUUGGACAAGAUGUCGAAGGGCCACAUGCUGGCGGACGUUGUUGCCAUCAUAGGUACCCAAGAUAUUGUGUUUGGAGAAGUGGAUCGGUGAGCUGGGGAACAGCAUCUGAUCCCCCUGCCUGCCUGCUUCCUCCUUGGAGCCCUUCUGUCCCGGACAGGGACCGUGUUUGUGUACAUGUGUGUACACGCCCGUGAACGCUCAGCCAUCAGGCUUUCUGUGCAUGUACUAGAAAAGGAGAAAUCGUAAUAAAUUAGCCGCCUUCUGGCCCCUCUGCCCAAA
Messenger RNA from Ailuropoda melanoleuca (giant panda), 1824 nucleotides. RefSeq names its product NADH:ubiquinone oxidoreductase core subunit S2 (gene NDUFS2). The record is from RefSeq and is a predicted model, not a curated record. The transcript is spliced from 14 exons. Gene Ontology annotation, cellular component: respiratory chain complex I. Bases 244 to 1635 code for a protein of 463 amino acids. Lineage: Eukaryota; Metazoa; Chordata; Mammalia; Carnivora; Ursidae. Gene Ontology annotation, biological process: mitochondrial electron transport, NADH to ubiquinone. Gene Ontology annotation, molecular function: oxidoreductase activity, acting on NAD(P)H; quinone binding; NAD binding.